AUGUCUCGAGGCCAAAGCCACCAGCACCAUCUAUACCACGACCACGGCUUCUCCCACAUCCCACGUGCCCAUCACACCUCCUUCUGCCAUCACUGGGGGGGGGAUAUUGUGAAUUUCAUGGAAUACAUCAAGUAUCUGCUAACAAUGCAGUUAAACCGAUCUGUAGAAAUUGAAAAAACCUAUAUCACCGAACCAACCUUCAGCUUCUGUAUAGGAUGUAAUUCUGUGGCGAGCGUUAAAUCGCUCUGUUGCCCCGAGACCACCCUGGGGGAUUACCAUCUGAAGAAGGAUGAGGUGCUGAGCUCCACUACCAACACCUACAAGGUUCUGGAGUUUUUGGGGAGAGGAACCUUCGGACAGGUCGUGAAGUGUAAAAGGGGGACCAACGAAUCAGUGGCUGUGAAGAUCUUGAAGAACCACCCUGUGUAUGCCAAGCAAGGCCAGAUUGAAGCCAAAAUCCUGGCCCGGCUGAGCAGGGAAGGCCCUGAUGAGAACAACUUUGUGAAAUUAUAUGAGUGCUUUCUACACAAGAACCACAUCUGCCUUGUGUUUGAGAUGCUCCAUCAAAGCCUCUAUGAUUUCAUGAGGGAGCGUACGUUCAGCCCACUGCCCCUUAAACACAUCCGACCUGUCCUGCAGCAGGUGAGCACGGCCCUCAUGAAGCUGAGAAGCCUGGGGUUGGUCCACACGGACCUAAAGCCAGAGAACAUCAUGCUGGUCGACCCCCACAGGCAGCCGUACAGAGUGAAAGUCAUUGACUUUGGAUGUGCCAGUAACAUCACCAACUCUGUAUGUGCCGGCAACCUGCAGACCAUUUACUACAGGGCUCCUGAGAUCAUCUUGGGGCUACCAUUCUGCGAGGCCAUUGACAUCUGGUCCUUGGGCUGUGUCAUCGCUGAGCUCUUUUUAGGGUGUCCUCUGUACCCAGGAGAAUCGGACUACGAUAUGAUCCGUUACAUCUCGGACACUCAGGGUUUACCGGCGGAGCGUCUACUUAGCACCGGGACAAAGACCACCCGCUUCUUCCAUCGGAGCAGAUAUUGUCCAUACCCGCUGUGGAGAUUAAAGACCCCUGAAGAGCAUGAAGCGGAGACCGGCGUUACUUCCAAGGAGACCAGAAUGUACAUCAUUAAUAGUCUGGAGGACAUGGCUCAGGUAGUGGUGGCAUCGGAUUUGGAAGGGAGCGAUUUGCUGGUGGAGAAGUCAGACAGACGCGAAUUCAUCGACCUGCUAAACAAGAUGCUGAGUAUGGAUGCGGACGAAAGAAUAACAUCUAGCGAGACUCUCAACCACCCCUUCGUGACCAUGGCCCACCUGCUGGAUUUCCCGCGUAGCUCACAUGUAAAAUCCUGUUUCCAGAGCAUGGAGAUCUGUAAGCGGCGGGUCAACCAGUCCAAGAUGCCCUUCAUGACACCUGUGGCCCCCAGAACCUCCACCAACCUGACUAUGACUUUUAACAAUCGGAUUGACACUGUGCACAGCCAGGCAUGGCCCGGCGGCACACAACAGAUCCUGUUUUCCCCGGCCUGGCAACAACUGGCCGGUGUGGCAGACUCCCCGCAGCUGGCAGAUUGGAGGGAUUCCUCUCACUACCAGGUCUCGUCAUCCCUGUUUGUCAGUUCUCCCGAACAGCAUCAACAAAUGAACGAGAACACAUCUCCUUUCUGGUCGGUGCCCCAGAGUUCUUCCCCUUAUAGCCCCUUCAUUAACUGUGGCUGGGGAGAAAGCUCUAUUACCGGGUGCCUUGACCACCAGCUGCAAACAGUCACGAUUCCUGACGCAUACAGUCAUGAGGACACAACCCCUUUUUGGUCGGUGCCCCAGAGUUCUUCCCCUUAUAGCCCAUCCAUCACCUGUGGCUGGGGUGAAGGCUCUGUAAGCAGAUCUCCUGACCAUCAAUGGCAACAAAUCUGGAUUCCCGACACUGUCUUCAACAUCGACAGUGACUCCGGUGAGGAGAAAGAACAAAGGCAAGCGGCCCCAUGGAAUAUCCCUGACUACAGGGUCUGGUCAUCUCCGUUUGUCAGUUCUCCCCAACAGUCUAAUCGAGUGAACACAACCCCUUUUUGGUCAGUGCCCCGGAGUUCUUCCCCUUAUAGCCCAUCCAUCACCUGUGGCUGGGGUGAAGGAUCUGUAAGCAGAUCUCCUGACCAUCAAUGGCAAAAUAUCUGGAUUCCGGACACUGUCUUCAACAUCGACAGUGACUCCGAUGAGGAGCAAAGGCAAGUGGCCUUAAGCCUCCUAAAUCAGGACAGGAACGCAAUCGGCUGUGCCACCGUUCCCGAUUCGCCUUUCUCAGGUUCUUCUAGCGACAGCUGUCCCUAUGGAGCCAUCGGGCAGCGACCUGGCACCAAUUCUACUGCCCAGGAGAGCAGAUGCCAACCAGAGAGCGCCUGUCCUGCCAACCAUCGCACGAUCCUUCUACCACCUCUGAGACAGCCAGAUACAUCCAGCCUCUAUGGAUAUGAACCGGAGUUGUCAGACUUCUUCUAUUCAUCGUUGGCUUCGGCUUUUCCUGCCUCCAGUGACACUGUGGGAACGUCGGCGUCUCGGCAGCCACGUGCCGGCAGGCAGUCCUUCCAACAACAGCCAAUUUAUCUGAGCCAGAUGUCUCAGCACCACAUCUCAGAGCGUACAAGCAGCCACCGAAAGCAACGAGUCUACUUAACCCGCCGGCGUGCCAAGGCUCCGUAUUACGUCCCUCGUGGAAGCACCAGCCGUGGAGCCAUUCGCCAUCGCCUGGCGGCUGAAGCUCACCUUCCCGGCCAGCCUGACCUGUGCACCUAUACCGCACCUCAGGCGCCGGGUCCCAUCGGAACAGUUGCUCACCACGUGGCUUCCCAAGGAUCGGCGAUGCAUGCUGCAUACCACACCAGCAACAUACCUGUUAGCAUGACCCCAGGAUUAUUUCCCUACCCCAGCCUCCACCCUGGCCAGUACCAGGCCCAGUUUGACCAUCAGACUUUCAUCCCAGCCUGCUUCACUUCCAGCGUUUACACCGGAUACCCGCUAAGCCCACCUGAUACUGUCUAUCAGUACCCUUACAUAUAGGGCUCAGGUGGUGGGGUAGAGGCAGUUGCUUUUGCGGAUAAAACGUCUAAAUAGAUCAACAUCUUAUCUGGAGGCCUACGGGGUUAGCGUGGGUCAAAUUUUAGUUAGGAUAAGAUUUAGUUAGGAUAAGAAUAAAAAAAUUAAAAAAAA
Spea bombifrons (plains spadefoot toad) is the source of this 3201-nucleotide messenger RNA. Its product is annotated as homeodomain-interacting protein kinase 2-like. The transcript is spliced from 15 exons. The record is from RefSeq and is a predicted model, not a curated record. Lineage: Eukaryota; Metazoa; Chordata; Amphibia; Anura; Pelobatidae. Gene Ontology annotation, molecular function: protein tyrosine kinase activity; ATP binding; protein serine/threonine kinase activity. Gene Ontology annotation, biological process: peptidyl-threonine phosphorylation; peptidyl-serine phosphorylation. Gene Ontology annotation, cellular component: cytoplasm; nucleus. Bases 1 to 3051 code for a protein of 1016 amino acids.